AUGAUCCAGUGGAUUUUUUCUCCCAUAAUAAUUAUUUCAUUUCUGUAUUCUCUUCCAGCUGUAGGUCCAGAUUUUUCAAGAACCCUCUUAAAAAGGGUAACUCUUGUCAAAGUGGGAGGUGAAGUUGUCAUCGAGUGUAAGCCAAAGGCUUCUCCGAAACCAACCUACACCUGGAAGAAAGGAAGGGACGUAUUAAAAGAAAAUGAAAGAAUUACCAUUUCUGAAGAUGGAAGCCUCAGAAUCAUCAAUGUGACUAAAUCAGAUGCUGGAAGUUACACCUGCAUAGCCACUAACCAUUUUGGAACUGCGAGCAGUACUGGAAACCUUGUGGUGAAAGAUCCAACAAAGGUAAUGGUACCUCCUUCUAGUAUGGAUGUCACUGUUGGAGAAAGUAUUGUUCUGCCAUGCCAGGUAACACACGAUCACUCACUCAACAUCAUAUUCACUUGGUCAUUUAAUGGACGCCUGAUAGACUUUGACCGAGAUGGGGACCACUUUGAAAGAGUUGGAGGGCAGGAUUCAGCUGGUGAUUUGAUGAUCCGAAACAUCCAGCUGAAGCAUGCUGGGAAAUAUGUCUGCAUGGUCCAAACAAGUGUCGACAGGCUGUCUGCCGCUGCCGACCUGAUCGUGAGAGGUCCUCCAGGGCCCCCAGAGGCCGUGACUAUAGAUGAAAUUACAGACACCACGGCUCAGCUCUCCUGGAGACCUGGGCCUGACAACCACAGCCCCAUCACCAUGUAUGUCAUUCAAGCCAGGACUCCAUUCUCCGUGGGCUGGCAAGCAGUCAACACAGUCCCAGAACUCAUUGAUGGGAAGACAUUCACAGCCACUGUGGUGGGUCUGAACCCCUGGGUCGAGUAUGAAUUCCGCACAGUUGCAGCCAACGUGAUUGGGAUUGGGGAGCCCAGCCGGCCCUCGGAGAAGCGGAGAACAGAAGAGGCCCUCCCCGAAGUCACCCCAGCUAACGUCAGUGGUGGUGGAGGCAGCAAAUCUGAACUGGUUAUAACGUGGGAGACGGUCCCUGAGGAGUUACAGAACGGCAGGGGCUUUGGUUACGUGGUGGCCUUCCGACCCUACGGCAAAAUGAUCUGGAUGCUGACGGUGCUGGCCUCCGCUGACGCCUCCAGAUACGUGUUCAGGAAUGAGAGCGUGCGGCCCUUCUCUCCUUUUGAGGUUAAAGUGGGUGUCUUCAACAAUAAAGGAGAGGGCCCUUUCAGUCCCACCACGGUGGUAUACUCUGCAGAAGAAGAACCCACCAAACCACCAGCCAGCAUCUUUGCCAGAAGUCUUUCUGCAACAGACAUUGAAGUUUUCUGGGCCUCCCCCAUGGAGAAGAAUAGAGGUCGGAUACAAGGGUAUGAGGUUAAAUAUUGGAGACAUGAUGACAAAGAAGAAAAUGCUCGAAAAAUACGAACAAUAGGAAAUCAGACGUCAACAAAAAUCACCAACUUAAAAGGCAGUGCCCUGUAUCAUUUAGCUGUCAAGGCAUAUAAUUCUGCUGGGACAGGCCCCUCCAGUGCGACGGUCAAUGUGACAACCAGAAAGCCGCCGCCAAGUCAACCCCCUGGAAACAUCAUAUGGAAUUCAUCGGACUCCAAAAUUAUCCUCAAUUGGGAUCAAGUGAAGGCCCUGGAUAAUGAGUCAGAAGUAAAAGGAUACAAAGUCCUGUACAGAUGGAGCCGACAGAGUAGCACAUCUGUCAUUGAAACAAACAAAACGUCGGUGGAGCUUUCUUUGCCUUUUGAUGAAGAUUAUAUAAUAGAAAUUAAGCCAUUCAGUGAUGGAGGAGAUGGCAGCAGCAGUGAACAGAUUCGAAUUCCAAAGAUAUCAAAUGCCUAUGCAAGAGGAGCCGGGCCGUCCACUUCAAAUGCAUGCACGCUGUCGGCCAUCAGCACCAUCAUGAUCUCCCUCACAGCAAGGUCCAGUUUAUGACAACAGUUCUCCGGAGGACUUUCUCUUUAUAAUAUAAGCAACAUUUAGCUAGUUGUUUUGAAGACACCCAGUACUAAGUAAUAUUGUUGUUCAAGUACAUCUUAUUACUGGAAAAAAAAAUGUUUUUUGCUUCUUUAGGAAUGGCAUUCUACAGUACUUCCUCAAAGCAAAUCUAGCUUUGUCUGAAGUUUCUUUGGAAACUCUGCAAUGCACUGAAGACAUCUGUAAUAUGAUGUUACCAAAGCAGUUUACAUAUGUCCUUAUAUGCAUAUUUUUUAUUAUAUAUUUAGUGUUUUAUAGGAUUUUUUAAAGUUAACAUGAGAUGUAGAUAUUAAUUUUUUCCUCUGCUGUAAAAUGCUAUGGGCAACACAAUCAUAUGAUUAUUAUUUGAAAAUAUUUCCUUUACAGACAGAGUUGGAAACUCACCUUGGUCAAUACAUUGCAGAUUCCUUGUACAGUUCUACAAGGGUCUAGAGGCAGCACAGCUGAAGGAUAAGUCUGUAACUCAAGGCUGCCGUGUAGGAAUGACCCAUGGGAUGACUGACGCACUCAAUCAAGUCAUUUAGCCAUUGUACAAUAUGUUUUCCAGCCCUGUUGUGAAUUUUGUUGUUCCACACAACUUGAGAUGAUUUCAGGAAUGGCCGCAAUCUCAAAACCUAAACUAACUGCCCGAGAGGCACCUUGUGCCGUACUCCCACCCCUGAAUUUAGCAUCGUACGGUAAGCCUUUCUUUUCCCUCGACUAAGUUAGCCUUGUCUUUGUAGUAGCAUUAUCUUAGCCAUGACACUGGAAGUUACAUAUCCUGUAGUAACAUAGACCAAAAGUUACUAUAGUCAACCACGUCUUUCAAAGGAUAAAGAAUAAUUUUACUAUCUUUAAAUGUAUCUGUUUUGAAUGUACAUUUAACAAAGAAAAGAGUAAUUCUCUGUGGAUGGAUUCAUAACUUCUUUACAAAAUCUCUUAUAGAUAAUAUGUGUAUCUCUUUAAUGAUAGAGCCCUGCUUUUAAAUCAGAAUUAUGUAAGGAGUCUGGCAGAUUUCUCCUAUUUCAGCAAAUAGUUGCCACAAAUAAUUUUUUUCAUGACUCUGUAAGAGAUCUUUAGUAAAACUGUAUGGUAUCUCGAUGAGUCUCCUGUUUUGCAGUAGGUAGCCUUGUUGCUUUAUAAGCUUUAUCUUCUACGUCUUAAAAUCAUGCAUUGGAAAAUGACAAUAUCAACAAAACCGUAUUCUUAUGAAAAGAACUAUUUGUUAUAACGGGGGAGGUUUUGUAAGUUGACACUAGUGGAACAGUGCAAAUAAAAUGCAAUGAAAUUUUCUAUAAAAAUUUUCACUUGUAAACACGCUGCACCUUUUCUUCUUUCUCAGAGAGCUCAAAUUUGCUUGUAAUUUGUCAUUUUUGCUUACAAAGAGUAUAAGUUAACUUUUCAACCUUCUAGCUAUAUUUAUCCAAUAAAGUCAUAAUCAGGAUUCCACUUGUGUAAAAACUAGGGUGGUAACUGGGAAAAAAUAUAUUGUCAGUAUUUCAAGCUGUGUUCCUUUCUUAGUUUGAUAUGGUUACUUCUAUGUUGAAAUAAGACAAAAUUUAAAAUCACACACACACAAAAAAAAAUCAACAAAAUAAUAAAAUGAAUGAAAAAAAAAAAUAACACCCCAGGUAGUUCCCAACCCCAGUGUUAAUGAUAUUUACCAGUGAUCUAGCAUAUGUAAUCUUUUUUUAAAGGUAUUGUUAAUAAAUAUUCUGUCAUUUGUAAAGAUA
Molecule: messenger RNA, 3686 nt
Organism: Odocoileus virginianus texanus
Lineage: Eukaryota; Metazoa; Chordata; Mammalia; Artiodactyla; Cervidae
Source: RefSeq, a predicted model, not a curated record